AUGGCUGUCGUGGCACCACUCGUCGCGGGCAAAAGCAAACUCGGUCAUUUCUUCACGUGCGACCAAGGUGUCGAGAUGCAACCGUGCUCCGUGGUCGGCUGCGACUGCCCCGCGCUCGACGACGCCUCCGGAUGCUGCGCAUCCCAUCUUCCCAGCGACCAGUUCUUUGAACUUGGCGACAUUGCCUUCGUCGCAGACACGGACGACGCGACGCUCGUGGCGCUCGAUGGCGUGCUACAGGUGCCCGGCACCAUCGUCUUUGUCGCGCCGACGCACUUCUAA
Saprolegnia parasitica CBS 223.65 is the source of this 282-nucleotide messenger RNA. RefSeq lists its product as hypothetical. The coding region runs from base 1 to 282 and encodes 93 amino acids. The record is from RefSeq and is a predicted model, not a curated record. The transcript has 2 exons. Lineage: Eukaryota; Oomycota; Saprolegniomycetes; Saprolegniales; Saprolegniaceae.